CGUCGUAGGUGUACAACUUCGCGGUCUGCCGCGGCGGCGCGCGUACUGUUCUUGGCACAGUUUCUGACCAUCUCCUAUUGCGAGCGGACCGCGCUGGACCUAAGCGUAAUUUCGUUGCGCCUCGCGGCACCCGACUUUCUUCCUCAUUCGCCCCGACGUACCUUUCUUCCGGUCUUCCUUUCGGAACUCGCGCGCUCGAUCCUCUCGAGAGAACAGCGAUCUUUCAAAAAAUGCAACUCACGUCGUGUUGCGGAUGUUACUCGCUAAAAGCGGGAACAUUGUUCACCGGAAUAUUGGGCAUCAUUCUAUCGAUCAUCUCGUUGAUUAUGAUCUUUACUCUGAACGUCGAAUGGAAGACGAUACUGAUCGACGUGCUGGACCAGAGCAUCGUUAAAAUCAUCUUCGCGAUAAACUUGUGCAUGACAAUUUUGAUCUCGAUGCUGCUCAUAGUUGGCGCUAUCAAGAAAAACACGUUUAUGAUGCUACCAUGGGUAAUUCUGGGCUUGAUGUUAGCAGUCGGUUUGUUAGUGAGUGUCCUAUACACAUCCAUAAUGUUCUUCGUGAAUCACGCGGCAAUAAAUGGAAUUCUGUGGCUCGUCAUUGGCCUUAUAGCUGUCGUAAUCUAUGCCUACUUGUGGUUGGUAGUGUACAGUUACUUCCAGUAUCUGAGAUACGAUAAAUUGAACAGCAGAAUGGGGCCGUACGGAAGGCCGUACAAUUAUCGGCGACCUUGAAGCGAAUCGGUGAUUUUACGAAAAAAAAAAAAAGAAAAAAGCAGCGAGAAGUCUCCUUUUCGCGAAAAAAUUGUACCGUUCUUUCUUUCAGACGAGAAAUUGAUUUCGAUCGCAAGAAAGAACGGUCUAAUUGCUUCGGAAGGAGUUACUUAAAGUUCAAUUAGCGUAAUCGCACCAAAGCACGAGACACCGCCUUUUUGUCGAUAGAGAAUUUAUCGAAAACCACGCAAUCGUGUUUAUAAACCAAAACUAAUCGUCGACAGUAGAUUAGGACAUAUUUAUGACACCGGGAUGUUCCCUCGAACGAUAAUAAUCUUCUGCGUUGGAAAUUGGAAGUUCUCAAGAUGAUUCGCUGUAUUUACGGGCUAUAUGCUUUACCUAUGUUGUUCGUCUCUUUAUUUUUCUUUCCUUUAAAUAAAAGCAAAAAAGCAAUGAAAAAAGAGAUUUGCUUAGGAAGUACUCCGAGAUUUUACUUUUUAUAAAAUAAAAUUAUUUUUAGGUAAAAUAUUAAAAUUCUCGGUGCAUCGUAUAUUUAUAAUGGCACGUGAAAGUAUUUUGAUACUUACCACAGAAAAUUAUAUCACGUGUAUUAUAUGAAAGUUUUUGAAGUUUCGUCGGAACUUCGGUGUUUUAAAAUCUAAUGAAAAUUCGCUUCAAUGAUCUAUAUAGCCCAUAAAAAAUCGACUAAUACGAUCGAACAUAUCGGAUAUUGAAGAGAAAAGCGGACGUCGUUCGAGGGUGCAAGCUCCCGGGUUUCGAGAGAAAUCGCGAGGGAGAGACGCGUUUUCUGCUAGGAAACCGACACUGCCGGCUUGCCAGAACGCGAUAUCAAAAAGGCGAGACUGAUGCCCGCCGUGGACGAGAAUAGAUUCCAUUUUCAAGGAUGAAGAAAAUGUUAAGCAUAUGCAAAAAUAUACGUGUUACCACACCGCGAGAACCAGUCUCUCCUACGCAAGGUUAACGACUGACUAUUUAUUUCCCCUGCUCCCACUUUUACUCUAUUCUACUCGUCUUUCUAUCGUAUGUAGAGAUUCUAUCAUUUGUAACUAUUGUUACGGACUAUGAGAAAUAAAUUAUUUUUUGUUUGUAA
This is a messenger RNA of Bombus impatiens (common eastern bumble bee), 1824 nucleotides long. RefSeq lists its product as uncharacterized. The record is from RefSeq and is a predicted model, not a curated record. NCBI's taxonomy places the organism in Eukaryota, Metazoa, Arthropoda, Insecta, Hymenoptera, Apidae. The transcript has 5 exons. The coding region runs from base 231 to 734 and encodes 167 amino acids.